Molecule: messenger RNA, 2004 nt
Organism: Durusdinium trenchii
Lineage: Eukaryota; Dinophyceae; Suessiales; Symbiodiniaceae
Source: the annotation of a GenBank genome assembly
AUGGCUCGCCUACCUCGCCCCAUCAGCUUGGGAGUGUUGGUCCUCUUUGCCGCCGUGGCACGGCGCAAAGAUGCCGCUUUCAGCACUCCCUCGUUGAAGCCGCGCCGCUUGGCCGGCUUUGGCCACCCAGAGCUGCUGAGAGGAUCGAGCCACACACGUGACAUGAGACCAAUGAGAACUCGAGCUGUGGAAAGUCACAGUGACGCAUCGAUGUCACAGUGGCAAAAGGCUUGGAAAGCGAUCUUGUCGCUCUUCGGUGGGGUCACCUUUGGGGUUGGGAUCUACUUGCUCUUCUUCAAAGCCACAUCGAGCAUUACUUCGAUGGUCUCUGGAUCACCAGAGUUGGAAAUCGCAUCCUUUGUGCUCUUGAGCUUGAUCCCUUUGAUUUUGGUGCAGCAAGGCGCGGUGGAGGUGGGGGUGGUGAAACCCAUGCAGACCUUAGCAUCCUGCAUGCCCACGCGUGGCCUUAAGCACAUCAUCCAGAGCGCGAUUCCUGGGACAAGGAAUGUGAUGGUGGGCGUGCUGCUCUUCUUCUCGGUGAACCUACUGGCCUCUGCGGCGCCGGAGAAGGCACAGCUGGCGUUGCCGGAGAAGUUCGCGGCAUUGGACCCGGAUGGGAACGGUGUGUUGACCGGCCCGGAGUUUGAAUCGGAGGUGAGGAAGUUCACCGUGAAGAUCUUGACCGCCCUCUUCUACUUCGAGUGUGGGCUGUUUGGCAUCACCUCCUUGCAAAAGCCGGACGGCUAUCCACCGGAGGGGAGGGAUGUGAUCGACACCUACUGGAGGAAUUUAGACUUUCGACGACCCAAAGCGGUUGUCCUCUAUUUGGCGCUGAAUGCCUUGAUCCUGAUGUCCACAGUGAGCGGCGUCUUGCGUGCUUGGGGGUUGUCUCCCAGCCACAUCUUAGCCUUAGGUGGGGUAGGAGGAUUGGCCUUUGGCCUGGCCAGCCAGAACUUGGUAGGGAACUUCAUGUCCGGGAUCUUGCUCAUUGUGAACCGACAGUUCAGCGUGGGCGACUUCAUUGAGACCAAUAACAUCAAAGGGAAGGUGACCAAAAUGGGUUGGACCUUCAUAGAGAUCGAGAGUGGUGAUGACGUAGUGAUGCUUGGCUUCGAAAUGAGCAAGGAGGAGGAAGAGGAGAUGAAGAAUCAUACCUUGAGCAUGCUGCAGCAAGAUCUCUCCCAGUUCAGCCAAGAGGAGCUCAGUCGAAGUGCCUUUGACGAGGAGUUCGACGUACGAGAGAACUGGCCCGAGUGUAAGCCCAUCACCAGCCAUGUUCGGUACCAGACCUGUAACAACUGUUGGAGCCACGCCACAGCACUGAUCACUGAAAGCCGACUCUGCAUUCAGAGCAGGGGGCAGUUCAAUGGAGACAAUGCCUGGCUGAGCCAGUCCUUCAUUGCCGCCUGCAGGCUUGAUGGGCGUGACUACUGCAUGGGAGGUUCUGGGUUGUUGGGCUUCAAGACUGUUUCAAGGUGGGGCGUGCCCACCGGAGGGCCCGACUUCCGUGGCAACAUGAAGGCUGGCGUCGAGACCUGCUAUCCACAGAUCCUUCCGCACGAUCGCGGCAUCCAUUGCCCUGGCGCCUGCUCGCCAUACGUGGAAUAUCCCAGGACGGGGCGGUUCAGCACCUCUAAGGUUCAGUAUGAACCCCGUGCUCUUCAUCCUGUGGGAGAUCAAGUUCAUUACCUGGUGAAGCAGGCGUUGAUGCAAGAUGGGCCGAUUUUGCUGGGCAUGAGGAUCUACCAGGACUUCUAUGCCUAUGAGUCAGGCAUCUAUCAGCCAACAAGAAAGAGCUGGAAUCUCUACAUGGGUGGCCAUGCCGUGACAGGCAUGGGCUUUGGGCCUGGCUACGUGCUGGCGGUCAACUCAUGGAGUACCUCCUGGGGCAUCAAUGGAGCCUUUAAGGUGGCACCCCAAGCCGUCGACUUCGGAUUCUUCCUGCCGGGGCGACCAUUGGGGACGUUUGCUGGAUCCUCAUAUCCGAUGCCCUUGCCCAGAUAG